Messenger RNA from Xiphophorus maculatus (southern platyfish), 1383 nucleotides. It is a transcript of the gene slc10a1, whose product is annotated as sodium/bile acid cotransporter-like. The coding region runs from base 126 to 1178 and encodes 350 amino acids. The record is from RefSeq and is a predicted model, not a curated record. Gene Ontology annotation, molecular function: bile acid:sodium symporter activity. The transcript has 8 exons. NCBI's taxonomy places the organism in Eukaryota, Metazoa, Chordata, Actinopteri, Cyprinodontiformes, Poeciliidae. Gene Ontology annotation, cellular component: membrane. Gene Ontology annotation, biological process: bile acid and bile salt transport.
GCUGCAAACACAUCUCCCAGCUGAGGAGUGAUUGUCUCUGGGGAAAUCACAGUUUUCCUACAAUCUGACCUCCUCAAACAGGUGUGCAAUUUUCACCUGCAGCCUUGUACAGCCUGGAUCUCGACAUGGGCGACACAGAAAAUCCGUUUUCUGAGUCAGAUUUUCUGAAAAAUGAUGGCUUCUCGCCCAAUCUGACAGCUGCCAACACCAGCUCGCUUUACCCGUUUCUUCUGUCACCAGUGAUGGACAAAACCAUCAACAUAAUAAUGAUUAUAGUGCUGUUAACCAUCAUGGUUUCACUGGGAUGCACCAUGGAGGUGACCAAGAUCAAAGAUCACAUACUGAAACCGAAAGGUGUGGCCAUCGCAAUUCUCUCCCAGUAUGGCAUCAUGCCUUUAACAGCGUUUUGCUUGACUAAGGGGUUCCAGGUGCCUGAAGCCACAGCUGUGGUGAUUCUGAUCUGCGGCUGCUGUCCUGGAGGAGCCAUGUCCAACAUCCUGGCUCUGGCUAUAAAGGGAGACAUGAACCUCAGCAUUGUGAUGACCUCCUGCUCCACGCUGCUGGCUCUGGCCAUGAUGCCUCUGCUGCUCUACCUGUACUGCCACGGCUUCUCCAACCUGCAGAAAGCGGUGCCGUACGUGGGCAUCAUCACAUCCCUGGUUGUGAUCCUGAUACCUUGCGGAGCCGGCAUCCUCAUCAACUACUACCGGCCGCAGUAUUCAAAGAUAAUCACAAAGGUGGGCCUCAGUGUUUUGAUGAUUUCCAUGCCUGUCAUCUGCAUCAUUUCCAUCGUUGAAAUUGGAAGCUCGCUCCUUAACAUGCUCUCGCCUCCUCUCAUGGCCAUCGCCGCUCUCAUGCCCCUGAUUGGCUACGCCUUUGGUUACAUCAUCUCCUGGGUCUUCAGGCUCGCACAGCCAGAGCGGAGGACCGUUGCUAUGGAAACUGGCUGUCAGAACAUCCAACUGUGUGCCACCAUAGUGAAGGUAGCCUUCCCCCCCGCUGUGAUCGGACCCAUGUACCUGUUCCCAUUGGUCUUGGGGUUCUUCCAGUUGACCGAGGCGGCGCUGCUCGUCGUUCUGUUCAGGUGUUACCACUGGUUCACAACAAAAGGAAAAGAAUCAUACCGGCCGACGUCGACAGAGGAGAAGCUGAAGGAGGUUUCUGAAGAGACUGCAUGACCACCGCAUCCCCCAAAUAAAAAAUAUCACUUUAAACAAGUGGAAAAGUGUCAUAUAGCCAUAUUAAAGACAAAACUUAUGGUUUAUUAAAAUUGAUUUAUUCAUCAAGUCUAUUUUCAAUACACCAUACAAACAUCUAUUGUCACUGAAAAUAAAAAUCCUCAUGUACAAAAAAAAAAAAAAAAACUUUUCCCCUCAGAUUCAU